Ylistrum balloti is the source of this 2128-nucleotide messenger RNA. RefSeq names its product malonate--CoA ligase ACSF3, mitochondrial-like. Lineage: Eukaryota; Metazoa; Mollusca; Bivalvia; Pectinida; Pectinidae. Gene Ontology annotation, molecular function: medium-chain fatty acid-CoA ligase activity. The record is from RefSeq and is a predicted model, not a curated record. The transcript has 9 exons. Gene Ontology annotation, biological process: fatty acid metabolic process. Bases 1 to 1539 code for a protein of 512 amino acids.
AUGGCAAAAAAGAAAACGAAAAACAAACAAACAACACAAGAACAGAUUGAAAACGUUCUCAGUCCAAGAUCAAUACAUAGACAGUUACAACAAAAUCAUAUCAUUGACUGGGAAAAUUCCAAACAAAUCGACAGGGAAAACAACAUUUUCAGGCGCCUGACCAAGGAAGGCAUCUGGAUAUGCUGUAGCGGCCAGUACUUCACAAGGGGAGCUGGGGGAAGGGAGGGAUACUUACAGGCAGACUACACACAGUCAUGUGUGGCAGGGUUUGAAUUUUGGAGGUUCCAAGAGGAAAAGUUUGGAACAUCACAGGAUCAGCUUUUAGAUAGGGCAAACACUGGUUUUUAUGAUAAUGUUCCAGCUGUCAUUAUCUACACUAGUGGAACCACAGGAAACCCAAAGGGUGUUGUGCUGACCCACAAGAAUGUCACAGCUAACAUGGAAGGAAUGGUGUUGUCAUGGAAAUGGGCCAGCACUGACCGCAUCCUUCAUGUACUGCCACUGUAUCAUGUUCACGGUCUGGUGAAUGCACUCAUGACUCCAUUGUACUGUGGUGCCACCUGUGUUAUGUUGCCGAAGUUUGAUGCACAUGAGGUGCUGAUGAAGCUAACAGGAAAAGAAGACAUAACUGUAUUGAUGGCAGUUCCUACUAUUUAUGCAAAGUUAAUAGAAUACUUGAAGGUCUUAGACCAGGAAUCUGACCUGUCAUCGAAUGACCAGCACAUCAAGGCUAAAGUUGGUGAAAUGCGAUCCAGAAUAAGGUUGAUGGUUAGCGGUUCAGAUGCACUCCCCAGAACUGUCUUGGAACAGUGGGAAGCAAGGACUGGUCACUUCCUAUUGGAGAGAUAUGGAAUGUCUGAAACAGGAAUGAUUCUCACCAAUAACAUUGAUACAGUGCAUUCUAGUGAUUGGGAUUGGAAGAAAAAAAUAAUUGGUACUGUAGGUAAUCCAAUGCCUUACGUCAGUGUAAAGGUAGUGAAAUUCUCCGAGACUGAUCCUGACAAGUAUGAUGUAUUGUGUGAGGGGUCACCAGAGGGCACUACUGUACACACAGAUGAGGCUGUGACUGGAGAGCUACUGGUUCAAGGUCCCAAUGUAUUCAAUAGUUACUGGAACUUGCCCAAGGCCACACAGGAAUCUUUUACAACUGAUGGCUGGUUCAUCACGGGUGACAAUGUCCAUUACAACGGGGAGCUGUAUAAGAUACAAGGGAGAGUCAGUGUUGAUAUAAUCAAAGUUGGAGGCUUCAAAAUUAGCGCCCUUGACAUAGAGCAGGUUCUAAGGACCCACCCAGACAUCAGUGAUGUCGCAGUGAUUGGGAAGCCUGAUUCUAUGUACGGUCAGAAGGUUGUGGCAAUUAUUUGUCUCCGUGGGAACACAACCCUGAUGUUGGAGGAAGUUCGGAAUUUCUGUACAGAUAAACUGCCCAGUUAUCAAAUUCCCACUAUACUGGAAGUGAUGACAGAGUUACCCAGGAAUCAUAUGGGCAAGUGUAAUAAAAAGCUUCUGUUAAAGACUUUCUACCCAGACAUCAGUUAGUCACCAGUUAUAAAACCAGAUAUGUGCUGUUAACCAACUUUUUCUUGUAUGAUUUAUUUUCGUGAAAGUUAAUUGAAAGACAUUACAGGGAUAAUUAGCAACAAUUUUUAUUACAUAAUCUAUUUUGUGAAAAUUAAUCAGUGCAAACUUGUUAAGAUGCAUAAAUUGCGUAAAGCUGGUAACCACAAAGUUGUGUUACUGUCAACAGUAUUCUGGAAUUGUUCACUUUGUUAAAGAUCAUUUAUUUCAUAUUUGUACAUGUUUAUGAUUUCUGUCAAAGAAGAAGUGUUCUUAUGACAUCAAUUUUGUAUAUACAAUGUAAUUUAUGUAAAUGAUGGUGUUUGUGAUUAGCGACAUUGUAUGACAAUGUUUGUAUCCCUAACUAAGCAUGAUAAAUUAAUGCCAUUUAGGAUUAAAAGUCCCUAAAUACAGUCAUCCUAGUACUCCUCGGGACAAUUAAAAAAUCAAAACAGGGAGUUAUAAAAAUUGCUCUGACAGAGGCUGAAGUGUAUUAAAUCUCAAUUCUUUAUCAAUGUGUGAACGUGUGGUUAUAAAAUAAUGUAAUUGACCCCAAAGGGCCAAGUGAGCU